This is a messenger RNA of Ananas comosus (pineapple), 1113 nucleotides long. Its product is annotated as alanine--tRNA ligase. The record is from RefSeq and is a predicted model, not a curated record. Gene Ontology annotation, biological process: alanyl-tRNA aminoacylation; regulation of translational fidelity. Gene Ontology annotation, molecular function: Ser-tRNA(Ala) deacylase activity; nucleic acid binding; alanine-tRNA ligase activity. Lineage: Eukaryota; Viridiplantae; Streptophyta; Magnoliopsida; Poales; Bromeliaceae. The coding region runs from base 120 to 938 and encodes 272 amino acids. The transcript has 8 exons.
UUCCUCCUCUCACCUUCUCUCUCUCCCUCUCGCUCUCUCUUUCUCUCUCUAUAAAUAUAUAUCUCUCCCGCGCACUCUUUUUCCCGCCGCCAUUUGGACGGAAUCGAGCGUCGGAUGCAAUGGACCCGAAACCCCCGACGACGACGACGACGACGACGAAGCUCGCCUACUUCGACGACAUGCGCGCCCUCCGCUCCUCCGCCCUCCUCCUCGCCCUUCUCCAGGUGGAUGAUGGGCGCCUCGCGGCGAUCCUCGACGCCACGAUCUUCCACCCCCAGGGCGGCGGCCAACCGGCCGAUACCGGAUUCAUCAUCGCGGCCGCCGCCGCCGACGACGACGAUGGUGGAGGAUGCGGCGCCAAGUUCGUUGUCGAGGAUGUUAGAUUGAAGGAGGGAGUGGUUUUUCAUUAUGGGAAAUUUGAGGAUAGUGAAGAUGAAUGCCAAUCUAAACUCAGAGAGGGUCAGAAAGUUAGCUUGCACAUUGAUGCACAAAGGCGCGAAAUCAAUUCCAGGCUUCACUCCGCAGGCCAUUUGUUGGAUAUAUGCAUGCAAAAUGUCGGCUUGUCUCAUCUAGAACCUGGAAAAUGUUAUCAUUUUCCUGAUGGACCCUUUGUGGAGUACAAAGGAGUAAUUCCGCCAGAUCAAUUACAAAACAAGCAACAUGAAUUGGAAAGAGAGGCUAAUUCAUUAAUUUCUAGGGGUGGAAAGGUAUCAGCUUCUAUAUUAUCAUACGAGGAGGCUGUCCAAUGGUGUGGUGGUUCUCUGCCUAGCUACAUUUCAAAGGAUAGCACUCCACGUAUUGUGAAGUUUGGUGACCACCGUGGAUGCCCUUGUGGAGGGACUCAUGUUGCUGAUAUUGCCGAUAUUAAAAACUUAAAGGUCACUCAAAUUCGGAUGAAGAAAGGCCUUACCAAAGUCUUUUAUAGUAUCAGCACUUGAAGAUUGCUGCCGAACUUCAUCCUUACGAAUUGCUACAACCAUCAACAGUAAGUUUUACAGUUUUUCAAUUAUAAUUUCAUCUCAUUGUGGCAUUACACUCCUCUUGAAUAAUUUAUUGUAUAUGUACAAAAAAGUUUUAUGGUCACGAUGUUAAAGGGUUUGAAUUGACGAUUAA